This is a messenger RNA of Suricata suricatta (meerkat), 959 nucleotides long. Its product is annotated as zinc finger protein 525-like. Gene Ontology annotation, biological process: regulation of DNA-templated transcription. NCBI's taxonomy places the organism in Eukaryota, Metazoa, Chordata, Mammalia, Carnivora, Herpestidae. The transcript has a single exon. Gene Ontology annotation, molecular function: RNA polymerase II cis-regulatory region sequence-specific DNA binding; DNA-binding transcription factor activity, RNA polymerase II-specific. The annotation marks the transcript as partial. The record is from RefSeq and is a predicted model, not a curated record.
AUUUAAAUCUGAAGAGGAAAGUGUUAAGUGGCAUCAGCUUGAGGGGCACCUCAGAAAGAGGUCAACCCAACAAAAUUACGAGGCGAUUUUGAAUGGACAUAGAAUUGCUGUUUGCAGUGAAUCUGAGGCGAGAUUUAACCAAGGCUCCAACGUUAACAAACGUCUGCGUACUCAUUUGCCAGAAAACCAUUUGGAAUGUAAUAAAGGUGAGGACGUCUUGUCUCAAAGACCUAAACGUAUCAAACAGAGGAGUACACAUCUGGAAGACAAUCCUUCUCGAGAACCUGGGAACGCUCUGUGGCUGUCCCCCAGUGUUGGUGAUCCUCAGACAAGUUGUGUGGGACAAAAGCCAUCCACAAGUAAGAAGUCUGGAAACACACUUAGUCAGUCACCAAGACUAAAUAUACAUAACACAAUUGGCACUGGAAAGAAAAGGUACACUUGUAAGGACGGUGGCCUGGUCCUUCAUUGGCAAUCAACACUACCUCAACAUCAGAGAAUGCAUGCUGGAGAGGCGUCCUACACCUGUGAAGAGUGUGGUCAAACCUUUAAGGACUGCUCAUCGCUAAAUAGACAUGAGCAAAUCCAUAUUAGAGAGAAACGUUACAAAUGUCAACAAUGUGGCAAGGCCUUUCGCCAGCACUCACACCUUACUGAACAUCUCAGAAUUCAUACUAGAGAGAAACCUUACAAAUGUAAGGACUGUGGUAAGGCCUUUACAAACCAGUCACACCUUACUGUACAUCUCAGAAUCCAUACUGGAGAGAAACCUUACACAUGUGAACACUGUGGUAAGGGCUUUACAAACCACUCACACCUUACUCGACAUCUCAGGAUUCAUACUGGACAGAAACCUUACAAAUGUAAAGAAUGUGUCAUGGCCUUUAGCCGGCACUCACACCUUACUCGACAUCUCAGAAUUCAUACUGGAGAGAAACCUUACAUAUGUGAACGAUGUG